GUCCGAGACGGGAAACAUGAAGCAAUCAGAGAAGCCAAGGAUCAUUCUGGUGCCAUAUCCAGCACAGGGACAUGUAACUCCCAUGCAAAAGAUGGCCAUAGCGUUACUGAACCUUGGCUUUGAGCCGAUAAUGGUUCUUCCCCAGUACAUCUACAAUCAGAUUGUGAUUCAUAAUGAAGAGAAUCAUCAUCACCACGAUCGCUUCAAGUGGGUUGCUGUAGCUGAUGGAUUGGAAGAGGACACUGCUGGGGAUUUCUUUGGGAUUGAAUCAGCCAUGGAGAACACUAUGCCUUCUCAGUUGAAGAGUUUGAUUCAGGAGCUUCAACAAGGCGGGGGCGGCGUGGUGGUUUGUGCGGUGGUUGACUUGUUGGCUUCUUGGGCUAUACAAGUUGCUGAAAAGUGUGGCAUCUUUGUUGCCGGGUUUUGGCCUGUCAUGUUUGCGACUUACAAAUUGGUUGCAUCCAUACCUCACAUGGUUCGCUGUGGCCUCAUUUCUGAAACAGGUCUUCCACAACAUGAAGGCAAAUUUUGCUUUAUACCACAAUUGCCUAUAUUAGACACUGAAGAUCUUCCAUGGCUAAUUGGAACAGUUGCUGCAAAGAAAGCAAGGUUUAAAUUUUGGACAAGAACUCUAGAGAGAUCUAGAAGUCUCAAAUGGCUUCUUGUGAAUUCCUUCCCCGAUGAAACCAAACUUGAUAAUUCUGCCACGACACUUUUGUCCCUAGGCCAUCUUUUCAAUCAUACACACACCAACAAUCCAAGUUUUUGGGAAGAAGAUAAGAGUUGUUUGGGGUGGCUAGAUACUCAAAACCCUAACUCUGUAGUGUACAUCUCAUUUGGGAGUUGGGUGAGUCCAAUUGGUGAAGCAAAGUUGAGAAGUUUAGCGAUGGCACUUGAAGCAUUAGGAAGGCCUUUCCUUUGGGUUUUGAAGAAAGCUUGGCGUGAAGGGUUACCAAACGCGUUUGAAGAAAGAGUUUCAAGGCAUAUUGGAAGAGUGGUUUCAUGGGCACCACAAAUGAAGGUUCUAAGACACAAGUCUGUGGCAUGUUACCUCACACAUUGUGGGUGGAAUUCGGCGACAGAGGCAAUACAGUUUGAGAAGAAGAUGUUGUGUUAUCCUAUGGCAGGUGAUCAGUUCCUGAACUGUGCUUACAUUGUUCAAGUGUGGAAGGUGGGUAUCAGGCUGAAUGGUCUUGGAGUGAAGGAUUUGGAAGAAGGAUUGAGAAUGUUGAUGGAGGAUGUGGAAAUGGAAAGUAGGCUAAGGAAUCUGCAUGAUAUAGUCAUUGGAAGGGAUGAUGAUUUGAAGGAAGAUCGUAAUGUGCGUGCCUUCAUUCAAGAUUUUUCAAAAUAGAGAUAGUAAGCAUAUACCUUUAAUUUUGUUCAGGCUGUUAAUAUUUGGUAAAUUUUCUUGUUGAAUACUCCUUGUCAUAGAAGACCAUGCCUGGUACUCAAGCAUGAGUGAAUUCAAAGGGAAUGGUAAUUAAGAGGUAAAUGAGAAUGGGUUUUAAAAACACAAACUAAUAGUAUACUAGGAGGUGUUUAAUAUAAAGGUCAUGAAGCCCAAAAAACACCCAUCCAGUUAGAGGCCUAACAAGUCCUCCAGAGUGUUUAAGGGAUUUUUAGCUCAAAAAUGCUUCCAUGGAGGAGGACAUGGAUCAUUGCUUAGAUGAUGACAUGGACACAUGCAAAGCUUCAUGUGACAUAUGAAAGGCCACCCUGAAAGCCACUAUGCAUAUGAGUCAUUGGAAUAUGAACAUGUGGAUCUUGAGAAAGACAAGAGCAUAUUCUAAGAGCCCAAAAAGAGUAUUUGAAGUUAAUUCUCAUGUUAUUAAAGGCCCAAAAGUUGGGGCCUAAAUGCAUUGUGUUAUGGAUCAUGGGAGUUUUAGAACGUGACUCAACAAUCCAAAUGGAUGUCUCAAAGGCUCAUAAAUGCUUAUAAAC
Messenger RNA from Neltuma alba, 1941 nucleotides. RefSeq names its product UDP-glycosyltransferase 82A1. Bases 17 to 1351 code for a protein of 444 amino acids. NCBI's taxonomy places the organism in Eukaryota, Viridiplantae, Streptophyta, Magnoliopsida, Fabales, Fabaceae. The transcript has 2 exons. The record is from RefSeq and is a predicted model, not a curated record. Gene Ontology annotation, molecular function: quercetin 3-O-glucosyltransferase activity; quercetin 7-O-glucosyltransferase activity.